AUGGAGACGGGCGCACAAAGGGAUGAGCGCACCGAGAGAUACCCAACUGUGCGAAACUACUCGAUUAUCGAGAAGUCGCGCAUGAUAUGGAACUGGAUCGUAGAUGCAGUGCUUCGGCAUGCACUGUACUCUCUAUCCACGGGUCCAUUACCGAGGCACAUUGCCUUUAUCAUGGACGGUAAUCGGCGGUGGUCUCGAUCGCACGGCAUGCCUGUCCAGGAAGGACAUGCUAAAGGAUUCGAAACACUGAAGCGCAUACUGGAGCUGUGCUUAUCGCUUCAGCGCAUCGAAGUCGUGACUGUCUAUGCUUUUGCCAUUGAUAAUUUUAAGCGCAAAGCAUCGGAAGUCGAUGCUCUCAUGGAGCUUGCAAGAACACGGCUCAUUGAACUAUACCAGGAAAGUGAAUUCGUAGCAAGGCACUCGAUUCGGAUUCGCAUUGCAGGGCAUCGCGAGUACCUGCCGCCCAGCGUCCAGGAAACAGCAAGGCGCGCCGAGGAAGAGACCUGCCAUAAUACGGGCCCUAUCCUCAACAUCUGCUUUCCGUACUCGGCUCAGGCAGAAAUAUGCUAUGCUGCACAGAAAGCGGCCAAAGCUGGUGAGCCCAUCAUUCCCGAUACAGUGGCUUCACAUUUGAUGGUACCGGCCAAUAUCCCCGUCGAUAUUCUCGUGCGCACGUCGCACGUCUCGCGGCUCAGCGACUUUUUGCUAUGGCAAGUUAAUGAACAUACGCAGAUGCACUUCAUCAAGCAAUACUGGCCGACGUUUGGAACGUACGAUCUUUUAUCUAUCCUGCUAGAAUACCAACGAGCACACAUGUAG
Messenger RNA from Malassezia restricta, 819 nucleotides. RefSeq names its product ditrans,polycis-polyprenyl diphosphate synthase. Gene Ontology annotation, molecular function: ditrans,polycis-polyprenyl diphosphate synthase [(2E,6E)-farnesyl diphosphate specific] activity. The record is from RefSeq and is a predicted model, not a curated record. Bases 1 to 819 code for a protein of 272 amino acids. The transcript has a single exon. Gene Ontology annotation, cellular component: membrane; endoplasmic reticulum; dehydrodolichyl diphosphate synthase complex. NCBI's taxonomy places the organism in Eukaryota, Fungi, Basidiomycota, Malasseziomycetes, Malasseziales, Malasseziaceae.